Messenger RNA from Dermacentor albipictus, 1762 nucleotides. The record is from RefSeq and is a predicted model, not a curated record. NCBI's taxonomy places the organism in Eukaryota, Metazoa, Arthropoda, Arachnida, Ixodida, Ixodidae.
UUUCAAGGGCGAGAAAUGAGCUCAUCACCGUAGCGGUGCCCCUGCUGUUAGAAGCUAAGAAACGCGGCUUAUUAGCGAGAACUGUCCCGCCAGAUGAGGUAUUCCUUUUUCUUUUUUUCGUUCCCGCAUUCACCGCUGCGGCCGUAGGCUAGCUUAUUUAAGGCGGCUAUCGUCGCUGUUGUGACGUUAUUUGAGCAUUUCAGACGCAUUUUUGCCGUCAGUUUGACGUCCUGCGCGAACGAACGGACAAGCUGUGCUGCAGGAACGGCGCGGCGCGGCCUCGACGGUGUCGCCCCUAGCGGCAAGCGAGCAAAAAGUCGCGAACGGUCCGCGCCGGCGUUGUCGUCUGCGCGCGCCAGCAGCUACCGCUCGCUCGGCGAGGAGCAGCGCCGUCAAGAUGGCUGCGACGUCGUCUCCGGCGGCGUCUCGGACUUCGAGGCCGUGUGGGCCGCCGCUGACAACUGGGAUGCCGUGAGCCGGGGCGCCUGCGGUAUUGGGGUGCCGCGCGCGCGAUCCGGGACGCCGGGGGCCCCCGGUGUUCGCCCCUGAUGCAAGCCAAAAAGCGUUACCUGUUCCUCUUACUGGCUGCUUGCGUUUCGGCCCUGGUGGUUCUCUGCUACCGACACCUCGUACUCAGCGCCCAUGGACGACGCGAGACGUACGGAAGCGGUUCCCUGCGACCGUACGCGGACAGUGGCGACGUCGAGGACGUGUCGGUGUCGCGGCGACGCCUGCGCGAGGCUCUCCGCGGCGGUAGUGGGACCUCGACGGACUCCGCCACGGUGCCGCCGGACUCCCGUCGCUGCCGCAUGCACUCGUGUUUUGACUUCUCUCGGUGUCGCGGCCGUGAGUUCAAGGUGUACGUCUAUCCCUCGGAGUCGGACGCACCGCCCGCGUCGGCGGUCUACCAGCGAAUCCUGAGGGUGAUCCGCCAGUCUAGCUACGCGACCACGGACGCCUCGGAAGCAUGUGUGUUUGUGCCAGCUGUGGAUACGCUGGAUCGCGACCCGCUCAGUCCCGACUACGCGCGGACGGCCCGGCUGACCGACUCUCCGCUGUGGAACGGCGGUCAGAACCACCUGAUCUUCAACCUCUUCUCGGGCACCUGGCCCGACUACAGCGAAGAGCUCGGGCUCGACAUCGGGCUCGCGAUGCUCGCCAAGAGCAGCAUCCCGGAGUCGGCAUUCCGGCCGGGCUUUGACAUCGCGCUGCCGCUGUUCCCGAGGGCUCACCCGGAGCGCGGGGGCAAGCCGGCCAUCCAGGGCGCGGGUCCCGUUGACAAGGGCUACUUGCUGGUGUUCAAAGGCAAGCGCUACGUCUACGGCAUAGGGUCGGACACGCGCAACGCGCUGCACCACCUGAACAACGGCAGAGACGUGCUCUUGCUCACCACCUGUCGACACGGGAAGCAGUGGAUGGAGCGUCGCGACGAGCGUUGCGAGGCAGACAACCGCCUCUACGACAGGUGAGUUUGCGCGCUGCUGUUUUCUUUUCGCCUCUGUCUGGCGGCCGCGUUAACUCGACUCGCAGAAACGGAUAGCUGCAUGCGCUUCCGGCGAAACCCAGCACCAUCGUAUGUAUACGUACACAUAAACGAUGCUCCACAGCAACUCUUGCAGCUUUCCGGCACGGCACAGUACAUUCCGUGCUGGUAUUCGGUGUCGCUAAGAAUUAAGGCGUACGGAGUCUCCUUAAUGUUGGAGUUUGUGUCGAUGUGAGCCGUAUUAGAGGUCAAGUUGACAGCGAUCCCUGUGUGCGUACA